UUUCCAAUCCCAGAAAUGCCUGCGUUCAGCGAUCUCUUCGCGGCAGCCUCAACGCGACACGUUCUUUCGUCGAUUUUCUUGCUGGCAACUGAUCGUAUUACAAUUAUAGGAAGCACCCGGCUUCACCACACCACAAGACUCCUUCAAUCCCAUUGCCUACACCCGAUCAACUCGAUUACCGUCCCACCUGGGUCUCGGUACAGUCCGCAGCCUCCACGCUCGGACCGGACCAUGUUGUCGUUAAUCAACAAGCCGGGUUUCCUCUAACACAACAUCAAUAAUGGCGCCUACAGGCGGGGGCGGAGGCGGAGGAGGUGGCGGAGGAAACAUCAAAGUCGUGGUUCGAGUGCGACCCUUCAACACUCGUGAACUCGACCGUCAUGCAAAAUGCAUUGUUCAGAUGCAAGAGGCGCAAACCGUCUUGCAACCUCCUCCAGAGGCCGAAGAGCGGCUGCGAAAGGGAGGCAAGGGCAGCUCAGAACAUCAGAGAACAUUCAAGUUUGAUAAGUCAUACUGGUCUUUCAACAAGGCAGAUCCUCAUUAUGCCGGUCAAGACCACUUAUUCGAUGACUUGGGGGUACCAUUACUUGACAAUGCGUUCCAAGGGUACAACAACUGUAUCUUCGCUUAUGGUCAGACUGGUUCUGGAAAGUCAUACAGUAUGAUGGGCUACGGGGAAGAGGCCGGUGUUAUCCCUCGCAUUUGUCGAGAAAUGUUUGAGCGAAUCAACGGUGCACAGUCUGAUCCCAACCUGACCUGCACUGUCGAAGUCUCAUAUCUGGAAAUUUACAACGAACGAGUCCGUGACCUGCUGAAUCCUGCCACGAAAGGCAACCUCAGAGUCAGAGAACAUCCUUCGACGGGCCCCUACGUCGAAGAUCUGGCCAAAUUGGCUGUCCGAUCUUUCAAAGAAAUCGAGAACCUGAUGGACGAAGGCAACAAAGCUCGGACAGUCGCCGCGACAAACAUGAAUGAAACUUCCAGUCGUUCUCAUGCAGUCUUCACCCUGACUUUGACACAAAAACGUCAUGAUGUAGAAACCUCCAUGGAUACUGAGAAGGUCGCCAAAAUCAGCUUGGUCGAUUUAGCAGGCUCUGAAAGAGCAACUUCGACGGGCGCCACUGGAGCUCGUUUGAAAGAAGGUGCAGAGAUCAACCGAUCACUCUCCACGCUAGGGCGCGUCAUUGCAGCUUUAGCUGAUCUGUCCUCGGGCAAGAAGGGCUUGAAGGUGCCCUACCGAGAUUCAGUCCUCACGUGGCUUCUGAAGGAUUCCCUUGGUGGCAAUAGCAUGACUGCCAUGAUUGCAGCCAUAUCCCCUGCCGACAUCAAUUUCGAGGAAACGCUGAGCACUCUGCGAUAUGCAGACUCCGCUAAGAGAAUCAAGAAUCACGCUGUCAUCAACGAAGAUCCAAACGCACGCAUGAUCCGCGAGCUCAAAGAAGAGCUUGCCAAACUCAGAGGUCAGCUUGGAGGAGCCAGCGUUCCAGGAGGUACGGAAGAGGCAUAUCCUCCCGAUACGCCACUUGACAAGCAAAUGGUGUCGAUAGUCCAAGCAGACGGCUCUGUAAAACGCGUUAGCAAAGCCGAAAUCAUGGAUCAACUGAGUCAAAGCGAAAAAUUGUACGAAGAUCUCAACCAAACUUGGGAAGAAAAACUGCAGAAGACCGAGGAGAUCCACAAAGAAAGAGAGGCCGCUCUCGAAGAACUGGGCAUAAGCAUAGAGAAAGGCAACGUUGGGAUGAGUACCCCAAAGAAGAUGCCUCACUUGGUCAACCUAAGCGAUGAUCCAUUGCUGGCAGAGUGCCUCGUCUACAACUUAAAACCGGGCAUCACAACUGUCGGCAAUGUUGAUUCCUCCGAAGCUUCGGAGAUUAGGCUGAAUGGAUCCAAGAUACUCGAGCACCACUGCAAACUGGAGAAUGUUGAUAACGUGGUCACCGUCAUUCCCAAUGAAGGUGCAGCUGUCAUGGUCAACGGUGUACGUGUUGACAAGCCGAAGAGACUGAGAAGCGGAAAUCGCAUCAUUUUGGGAGAUUUUCAUAUCUUCAGGUUCAAUAACCCUUUGGAGGCAAAGGCUGAGCGAGCCGAGAGAAGUUUGCUCCGACAUUCGGUCACUGCAAGCCAACUGAACUCUCCUACGCCAUUUCGGCCUGGCCAUGAGAGAUCUUACAGCGCCGCUGGGUCGGAAUUCGACGAUGAUUCGAGCAGAGCUCAAUCGCCAGGGCUGAGCAACGGAGCAUCCGAUUGGUUCUUCGCUCGAAGAGAAGCCGCCGGUGCACUGCUCGGAUCAGACCCUAAGAUCAUGCAACUGACAGAUGAAGAGCUUGACCAUCUUUUCGAAAACGUCCAGCGAGCACGUGAAGAGCGACGUGGCCGACCGGAGGGCAAAUCAUGUGAGCACGACGAAGAUUCUGAUGAUCUCAGCUCUUUUCUUGUUAGAGACAAGUAUAUGUCCAAUGGGACAAUUGACAACUUCUCUCUUGAUACAGCCCUUACUCUGCCCGACACACCGUCACUGCACGGUGAUUCUCAGGGGGAUGAGGACCCGACUUUGACUCCGAGCCAAUUUGACCAACAGCGGCAACAGGGACCACAAUCACAAGCUGCACAUGGCACUUCAGAAGCUGCUGCUCAAGCAUCAAAAGAGGCCGAAGCAGAGGCUCAGGCGAGUGAAAUGCAGAAAGAGCUUGAACGUGCCAAACAAGAAUUCCAAAAGGAACUCCAGAAGCAGAAAGAGGCAUUUGAAGCGCAGAUCAAGAAGAUCGAUCUGGAAGUUCGGACACGAGAGGCUGCUCGGACCCCAGCGGGCUUCUUACCUCUAGAUGCUACGGAGAUCGGAAUUGCACGUAAUGUCAUUGAGAAGUGGCAACAGAGAAACCAUAUCGCCAUGGCAGAAGCUGUCCUUCAAAACGCUGGCCUCAUCAAGGAGGCACAAAUCAUGGCCAAGCUCUUAGAUCAGGAUUGCAAAUUUCAAUUUGUGAUUCUAGAUCUUGGAGAAGAGCGCGGUUCCUCCUACGACCUCAUUCUGCAUGACAUCUCCAGAGAGGACGACGAUGCCCUCGUCAAUGCUCGCAAGCCUUGCCUAGCAGUUCGGGUCAUUGACAGCCAACUAAGUUGCAUUCAUCUGUGGUCCCUGGAAAAGCUACGAUCGCGCGUGGUCAAGAUGCGACAGAUGCACCAAUACAAGAAUCAACCAGAGUAUUCGCAACAUUUUCGCUUGGACAACCCCUUCCGCGACUCAGACCAGCCAUUAUUCUCCUUGGUUGGAGACGGUAGCAUUCCUCUGACUGCUGUCUUUGAGACCCGGGUCCAGGACUUUGUCGUCGAGAUCUGCUCCCCUUCAACCAGGCAGAUCGUGGGAAGGGUAAGAAUGUCGCUGGAACCUUCGUUGGCAGAGUCGCCACCGUCGGCGGUUAAGUUCAACAUCAUCAUGCGUGAUUUGGUUGGCUUCUCCGAGCACGAAGGUAGCCAGGUUCAUGCUCAAAUGACCGUCUUGGGAAGUCCCGACGAAAGUGUUGCAACUACUCAGCCCAUACAAGGCUUUGGUGAUGGUCCGGUUCGCUUCGAGAGCGUCCAUAAUCUCAGCGUCCAGCGAUCAGCCGAGAAGUCUGCCACCCUGAAGAUCGCCAUCUUUGCGCAAGUCAGCUCAACUCACCUUGACAAACUUAUCAGCUGGGAUGAGCUUCGCGAGAUGAAUGAGCAACCUGCAGAUCACGAGACUGCCCAUCGCUUGUCCGAAUCCGAGUACAGUAUUGAGGAACGACAUGAUGUGUUUGCCAAGGUCCAGAUGCUUGAACUCGCUGAGAAUGGUCAAUACAUGCCCGUCGAGGUCUUGCAAACCAGUGCUGACGACAACGGAGCAUUCCAACUGCAUCAAGGGCUGCAGCGCAGGAUUUCCAUUACGUUGACUCACUGCUUCACCGAGAGUCUACCGUGGGAUGAGUUGAAAAGCCUUCGCAUUGGCGAAGUUCAUUUGAUUGAUUCUUCUGGUCGUGUCACUGACAUUGGCUCGGUUACGCCCGACAUUGCGCUCAAACAAAUUCAAGAACCAAUGAUCAGAGACAAUGCCGAUGGCACUUCCAACAUUACAGUCAUAGGGCAAUGGGAUAGCUCCCUGCACAAAUCUCUUCUCCUUGAUCGAGCGGCCAACGAACAUUGCAGGAUACAGGUUGCUCUCCGAUGGGAUGUAGUUUCCAGCCGUCUAGCGGAGCCCAUGACAUUCUCGGUCGACCAACAGCUGCAGAUACUGCCAAGGUCGUAUGUGCGUCCGCAGUCAAUGUUCAAAUCAUUCUGGAACCAAACUAGAAUCACGCAUUCGACGGACGGACUGUUUUCGAUUGUGGUUCGUCCGGUCAGUGCGCAAAGAGCUGCCGAUCUUUGGCGACUUGAUACUUCGAAGAACUAUAUCAAGGGCGAAGAACUUCUCGGCAAUUGGAGCCCAAGAGGCAUUUCCUUAGUCAAAGACUAUCUUAUUGCCAGAAGGAAAAGAAGACAACUACAGGAUAUUGAAUCAGCGAAAGCAGCCCUCGGUUGGAAGAAGCUGAGUGUCAACAAGAUCCGGUCCAGAGCAGCCUCGCCUUCCAACAUGGAUGCGAGAGAAGAGACAUUGAUACGGAAGUUUCUUGAGAUAUGGAUGAAACCCAGCGUGGAGAUGUCAAAUCCCAUCUUCGACACCUCUCACCAUCCAACCAUGGCAGAGACCUCCCAAGGUCAGAAUGGAGGCGCAAGCAGUUCGACUCCAGCUCGAAAGCCCCGUUACCUAGCCACAGUCACAAAUUCGCCAAAGAAUCCCGUCUCUUUGAAAUCAGGCUAUCUGCUGAUGCCUUCUGAAAGCCAUGAUCCAGCUUACAGCCAGACUAUGCAGUGGAAGCGUCGUUUUGUGGAUCUACGGCCACCGUACUUAUAUAUCCAUUCUGUUCCCGAUGGAGAAGCGAUCAACGCGAUCAACCUGACUCACGCUCGCAUCGAUCACGAUCCGGACUUCAAGCGACUACUCGGAAGCGGAUCUAUCCACAGCGUGGACGCCGAAGUUAGCGGCCACAGAAGAACGGGGAGCGCCGAACUUCAUGGCCUGGCGCACGUUUUUGCGGUGUAUGGUGAACAAAACACCUUCUUAUUCGCAGCGCGCAGUGAGAGGCAGAAAGUGGAAUGGAUUCUCAAGAUUGAUCAAAGUUAUUUCGGCACAGAGGUCGAACAAGAAGAGUUGUGAACUUGGACGAAGUGAUUUGUUCUGCUCAUCAACAGAGCUGGAGCGCAUUUUCCCUUCCGGCCUGGCUGUCGAAUUGGAAACUCAAAGGAAAUGGGACACGAUGGUUGUAUAGAUGGUUGCCUGUCUGCGAUGAGCAGCAUGUGCUUUGUUUUGCUGUCAAUUUUCUGAUACCCCGGGAGCAUUGACCUUCCCUCUGAUGUGAAAUUACCUUGAAGAAGUGCGUUGAUGUUUUUUGAGCUCUGCUACAGGGAGAUGCAGAUAUGAAUAUACAUAUUGACAGUUGGAUCCAAUCUUUUGGCCGACUCUGAUGGCA
Messenger RNA from Exophiala xenobiotica, 5522 nucleotides. RefSeq lists its product as uncharacterized. Bases 281 to 5209 code for a protein of 1642 amino acids. The record is from RefSeq and is a predicted model, not a curated record. The transcript has a single exon. Gene Ontology annotation, molecular function: microtubule binding; ATP hydrolysis activity; ATP binding. Gene Ontology annotation, biological process: cytoskeleton-dependent intracellular transport; microtubule-based movement. Lineage: Eukaryota; Fungi; Ascomycota; Eurotiomycetes; Chaetothyriales; Herpotrichiellaceae. Gene Ontology annotation, cellular component: microtubule; kinesin complex.